ACCGGCCCCAGUGGUCGCACCUGAAUGACGUAAGGCGGACGUUUCCAUCAUGGCGGCGGAAGGCGGUGAGGAGCUGAGCGGCAACGGGGACUUCGAAGAGUCUUCAGCCAUGGAGGCUUCUGAAGUUCCUCCACCGCCUCCAAUUGAGAUGGUUGAGAUGUCUGAAGAGGACAACAGUGCUGCCGCAUCCUCUGAAGCUCCCGCGGGCCUCGACCCUGCUCCCUUUUCUAUACCUCAGGCUGCAGAUGAGGAGGAGGGAGGACUGCCUGCUGACUUUGAGCGUCUGUGGAAGGCUUCCAAUGACAAUCCUCAAGACUUUACCAGCUGGACUGAUCUGCUGCAAUACUGUGAGCAAGAGAAUCACAUCACAGCGUCACGCCAAGCACUAGAGGCUUUCCUCACUCGCUACCCACUCUGUUAUGGCUACUGGAAGAAAUUUGCAGAUCUGGAGCGUCGUGCAGGAUACAACAGCAAAGCAGAGGAGGUUUGUGUUAAGGGUCUCCAAGCAAUUCCACUGAGUGUAGAUCUGUGGAUCCACUACAUCAAUCUGCUGCUUGGCACUCUGGAUAUGAACCUGCCUGAGUCGCCACAGCGGAUUCGCAGUGUGUUUGAGGAUGCAGUUGUGGCAGCAGGUCUGGAGUUCCACUCAGACAGGCUUUGGGAUUUGUAUGUUGAGUGGGAGAAAGAGCAGGGGAACAUGAGGAACGCAGCAGCCGUCCUGGACAGAGUCCUCAAAGUCCCCACUCAGCUCUACAACACACACUAUGACAAGUUCAAGGAGCAUCUGAACAGCCACGAGCCCAAAGAGGUGCUGUCCCCGGAAGAGUACGAGGAGCUGAGGACGCUGUGUCGUCAGAGUCAGAAGGCAGAGCGUGCUGAACAGGCCCAGGAGGAGAAGCAGGAAAGGCCGCCAGGGGAGGAAGAGCCUUCCACACCUGAGGGCACAGAUUCAGAGGAACUGAUACAGAAGAUAAGGGAACAGGUGCUGCUUGGUAGGGAUAAAGUCUACCAGGACAACGAGGGAGAAGUCCGCCAGAGAUGGAACUUUGAAGAUUCGAUUAAGCGGCCAUACUUUCACGUCAAGUCACUGGAUCGCCUUCAGCUCCGAGCCUGGCACUCCUACCUGGACUGGGAGAUUGCGCUCCUAAAUACAGACAUCAAAGCCCAUGACCAAGAUUCAAACCAGGUAGCCACAGAGGGGUCAGAGGUAACGGCUCAGCCUUCGGAAGUGUCGGAAGCGGCCACAGUUGUUAAGGACGACCGCAGGGUUCGCAUCCUCUUUGAGCGUUGUCUGAUCGCUUGUGCUCUCUAUGAGGAGUUCUGGACCAGGUAUAUUCAGUACCUGGAGCCACAGAGUCUGGACGAGGCCCGAGCUCUUUACAAACGAGCCUGUGAGAUCCACUUGCCGCACAAACCCAACAUCCACAUGCAGUGGGCCACUUUCGAGGAGAGGCACGGUGAUUUAACUGAGGCUCGGCGAGUGCUGGAGGCACUGGAGAGAAAUCUGCCGGGGUUGGCAGUGGUCCGCCUCCGCCGGGCUGCUUUGGAGAGACGAGCAGGCCACCUGGACUUAUCAGAGUCCUUGCUGCAGGAGGCGGUGGCUGAGUCCAAAGAGAAGCCCACAAUGCACGCUUUCUACUCCAUAAAGCUGGCUCGCAUGCUGCAGAAACUGGGCAGGAACCCCAUCAGAGCCCGCAAGGUUUUACAGGAAGCGCUGGAGAUAAGUCCGGAUAAUGAUAAACUGCACUUGAACCUGUUGGAACUGGAAGUGUCAGGAGACCCCUGGGCCUCAGCUGAGGCAGUGCAUGAGUGUGUGACGCGAGCUUUGGCAGCUCCUCUUACCCCCCACACCAAGAUCCUCCUCUCACAGAGAGGCCUGCAGUUUGCAGAGGACUACAGCAACUCCAUCCAGAGUGUGCUGUCUCUGUAUGAAGAGCAUCAGAAACUGUUGAAGGAGCUUGGUGGUACAAAGAGAGAAGCAGAAAAUGGGGAGGGGGAGGAUCCAGAGAAACUGAUCAAGAGUGAGGACGGCUCUGCUGUUGCUGUAUCUGCACAAGUCCCACCUACCAUGCCUCACAUCCCCAUCACAACGCCCCCUCCGCCUGUGGUAGGCUCAGACGUGAGCGCACAGACCGGCUAUGGGGGAUACGGCAACUGGUACCAGCAAUCACAGUAUGGCAGCUAUGGCUAUGGUAAUAACACCUGGAACUACAACCAGGGCUACUACCCUCCCAGCUAAAGAGAGCAACAGUGAAGGUGGGGACAGAGACCACAGGAAGCAGGUUGACCGCAGACGACGUCAGAGCUGAAAAACAAGCUGAGUCAAAUUUCCCUCCGCGUUUCCUUUCCCCUGAGCCCUGGGUUUGUGAAAAAGCAGCAGGAGUUGAGCUCUUUUUAACGCGUCAGUGUCAUUUCAGUGUUGAGUCUGAGCAGCCGAUGGAGAGACGACAAAAGGAAAAGGGGACAUUGUUCUCGGUGUCUGCAUUUUAACAAGAACUCUUUUGUAUUUGUUUGCAAGGCAACCCCCGCUCCUUGAUCCGUAUUUUAAAAGUUACCCAAAUUAUCCACAACUUUACAGGUGCUGUAUCAUUGACAUUUUGUACCAUUCCACACAAUAGCCCAUUUGUUUGUUUUUUUUCUUGUGUAUAUAAAGUUGUUUUAUAGUGCGUCACAACA
Messenger RNA from Solea solea (common sole), 2676 nucleotides. RefSeq names its product pre-mRNA-processing factor 39. The record is from RefSeq and is a predicted model, not a curated record. Gene Ontology annotation, biological process: RNA processing; mRNA 5'-splice site recognition. Lineage: Eukaryota; Metazoa; Chordata; Actinopteri; Pleuronectiformes; Soleidae. Gene Ontology annotation, cellular component: commitment complex; U1 snRNP; U2-type prespliceosome. The transcript has 15 exons. Gene Ontology annotation, molecular function: protein binding. The coding region runs from base 50 to 2239 and encodes 729 amino acids.